CCUCAGGAGCAGGCGCUGAGCAAACGUCCCCAAAUGACAGGGUGCAGGCAUGUCUGGUGGGGCAGCCCCUGGAAUGACUGCUGGCAGUUGACUGAGCUGCUGGGCCAGAAUGGCUCUUCUCGGGGCAGGGGGGGACUCUGCAGGACCCCAGCGUGAGGCAGGGGCAGGCAGGAGCUCCCGGCUCAGCAGCCAGGACAGGGGGUACCGCAGGCUUCGGGGGGCUGGUGGCCGCAGUGCUGGCCCAGCUUUGACUCCACCAGACCUGGAGUGUGGCCGAGGCAAGCUCCGGCUGGCCGUCUGCCUCGGGCACCUCUGCGGAUCGGCACACCAGGAGCCAGGGCCGUGGCUGUGCCCGUGGCUUUGCACCAGGCCCAGCUUGGCCCCACGCUACCGCUCACACUGUCCCCACGCUACCGCUCACACUGUCCCCAGCGCCAGAGGACACGUCCUACCCUUGCUGCAUGGGGCUGCUGCAGCACUCCCCACUGCUCACUCCCCGCAUGCCACAUGCACCCGCAGCAGCGUGUCCACGGGCUCCUGCCCCGGCCCCACGGCUCGCUGGCACGCUGCAGGGUCAGUGUGGGCACCCGCUGGGGCGCGAAGGGGUUAAGGCGCCUGGGGCUGGUCUGCGGGGAGUGGAGCAGCCUCUCCUCCCCUCUUCACAUCUGGAUUCAAUAAGGGCUUCGAGAGGCCGGAGCAUUCCUGAGCACUGAGGUGGAGGCUGCACUCUCUGACAGCCAUGGGGCCCUGGCGCUGCCUGCUCCUUUUGCCGCUCCUCGCCGUGGCCCUCCACGCCCAGCAGCAGCAGUUCAUGGAGUACGUGGAGCGGCGACUCACCCUCCUGGAGGAGAGGAUCUCACAGUGGCAUGACCAGAGCAGCCGCUACUCCACGGAGCUGCGGGACUUCAAGAACCAGGUGCUGGGGAUGCUUGAGACAGCGGAGAAGGAGCGGGAGGCGAUGCGGUCGGAGGCAGAGAGCGCAGCAGUGCGUGUGGACCGGCUGGAGCGUGAGGUGGACUACCUGGAGACCCAGAACCCUGCGCCACCCUGCGUGGAGGUGGAUGAGACGCUGAUGGAGAAGCAGGUGGCCACAGCCAAGCAGAGGAAGAAUGAGAAAUACACCAAGCUCACAGACUGCAGCGAUACCAUCGCAAGUGUCAGAGCCAUGAAGAUCCUGAAGCGUUUCGGCAGCACCUCAGGGCUGUGGACCAAGGAUGCCACAGGAAACUCCGAGAAGAUCUACGUCUUCGACGGCACUGCCAACGACACGGUGUAUGUCUUCCCCCGCAUACGGGAGUUCACCCUGUUCUCUGCCACCCGCAAGGCCGCCCGCAUCAAGCUGCCCUACCCCUGGGUGGGCACUGGGCACCUCGUCUAUGAUGGGCACCUCUACUACAUCCGCCAGCAGGGAUCCUUCCAGGUGAUCAAGUUCAACCUGGCCAACAAGACGGUGGUGGACAGCUCGGUGUUCCCAGCUGAAGAGCAGAUCCCUGUCUUUGGGCUCUCCCCCUUUACCUACAUCGAGGUGGCGGCCGACGAAGAGGGGCUCUGGGCCAUCUACGCCACCAAGGAGGACGAGAAGAACAUAUGCCUGGCCAAGCUGGACCCCACCUCACUGGACAUCGAGCAGAUGUGGGACACGCCAUGCCCGCGGGAGAAUGCUGAGGGCGCCUUCGUGGUGUGCGGGACGCUGCACGUGGUCUACAACACCCGCCUGCCCAGCCGCUCCCGCGUGCAGUGCGUCUUCGAUGUCAGUGGCACGCUGGCCCCCGAGGACGCCUCCCUUGUCUACUUCCCCAAGCGCUAUGGCUCCCACUCCAGCAUGAAAUACAGCCCCCGGGAGAGGCAGAUCUACGCCUGGGAUGACGGCUACCAGAUCAUCUACCGCAUGGAGAUGAAGAAGAAGCUGGAGGUCUGAGGGGCCACAGCAGGCCGGCCCUGGCAAGGGACGGCAUCUCUGCCCCAUCUCCCAUCACUGUGAAUGAUGAAAUGCUGGACCCCCACCCCUGGCCACCUUCCACCUACCGGCACCAGGUGUCCCUGCAGAAACCUGGACUAAUUUAAUGAGAUUUUCUUCUCUGUGAUAGAAUGAAUAAAUACUAUGCAGCGA
Molecule: messenger RNA, 2110 nt
Organism: Haliaeetus leucocephalus (bald eagle)
Lineage: Eukaryota; Metazoa; Chordata; Aves; Accipitriformes; Accipitridae
Gene: OLFML3
Product: olfactomedin-like 3
Exons: 4
Coding region: 740-1918 (392 amino acids)
Biological process (GO): signal transduction
Source: RefSeq, a predicted model, not a curated record